CUCGUAUUUCUAGCGUCGGUGUUAGCUUGCAGGCUCAGAGUCGUGUUGUUGCGCGUACCCUUCUCUCGUCAACGCACUGCUCGCUGUACAGAAGCAUUCUGCCCCCGGCAGUCCAGGAGAUGGGGAAAAGCCGGAGCACUUGGAGGAUCCACGAGACGGUGCCGAGCAUACCGAUCAGAUGGGCCGAGUUGUGGAUCAGGUCGAUGUAGAAGUGUGAUUCACCUUUCUCGAGCGCCUCGAACGAUCGUCCGAAGGCCAUGUCGCCUAUACACGAAGCGUUAGAAUUCGAACCCUCCAAUCGAGACACGGACGGGGCGGCAAAUCUAACCCAUGACAUCGAAUGCGAGGUAGUUCAGCCAGCUCGUGCCGUUGACGACCUCUCCAGAUCGCUUUCGGAUCUGGUCGACCAGCGUGUCUGCGUACUUGAUUAAGCGGGAAUCGUAGGCACGGAGCGACUUUGUGGUGAAUGCCUGGUCCCAUCCAUGUCGGCGCCGUCGGUCAUGCAUGGCUUUGUCCCUCAUCUGAUGAAGAGUCGUCAUCGGAUAGCCGCCAUCAUACCACUCCGACUUCUCGAACUUGGUCUGGGCCUUGUGAACAGGCUCGACCCAGUCUGGGUCGGCGAUGGACAACAAGUUCGGCCCCGCGCGAACAUAUUCUCCGUACUGGGCAUGUAACUUGUCGAGGUGCCUAAAGUUGUCGCACUUGGCUGCCACUUCUCGGACGUGAGCGAACUGGGUGAGCCGGGCGGCUGGUGGGCCUGGGAAGUUGCGAAGUGGAUGGAAGUACAGACGAUAGAUGGCGAUGCUGCUAAAAAGCGUCGCGCAGAACGGAACGAUUGCGACGAGAACGGUCAAGCAAGCGCGCAGGAAGGUGAGGUCAAGAUAAUGGCAGAGACCGGCUGCGGCAAGGCCUGGUCCAAAUAUGAUUGUAAGAGCGUACGGCCUGAUCCAUUUCAUGUGCUCGCCGCGAAUGAACCAAAACCAGUGUGCGAGCAGUCCAAACACGGCACCAGCUCCAGCAACGACGAGUAGAUUAGGCUCCAUGGUUCGAACAGUGCGAGUAAAAGUAAGUCUCUGACAGGUCUCGACGAUCGAAAAAAUCCCACCGCGUCAGAAGUGCGUUGGCUGUUAUAAAAGUCUCAGCAGUGCAGAACGCCAGACAAAGCAUACGUGCACGUAGGCGUCAGCAAUCAGAAACAGCCCGACAACCACAAUCCCCGCAUGGUUCCAUCGUCCACUUUCUUGGGCCCUCGGCAGGCUUUUUCUGAUCUGGCCUAUACGAGUACGACGUUGGGAAACUUGGGCAGUCGCUGUGGGUGGAGAGCGCCCGCUUUUGCUAGAACUAGCGCUUCUGCACCCCACAGGCCAAUUGUUGGUCCGAAGCGGACGUAGUAAGGCUGCGUGGGGAAUUCCCUUCCAGGCCGAUCGCUUCGAGAGCGAGCGCUUGUCAACAUGGACUUUUAUGUCCAUGGUUGAUCAUCCGCCUCAUCUGCCAUGGCCGAGAAGCCUUGUACCUUUACGCGCUUGUCCUGACCUUUCUUUUGCAGUUCUACGACUCUUGACCUGAUUGACUGUCAGCACGUCAAGGGCCCCCAGCAACCGGCUCCGGCUGAGUAAACCCCUCAUCAAGUCAGCAUCCGAGCAUAUCCCAAACCGUAUCGGUAUCUUUCGCAACAAAUGACAAGCAUAUUCGACUCGACAAAGCCAAGGCUCGCCCGGUCGGUGUCCGACUGGCCAAUUUUUACAAGAGCCAUUUGUCGUACCUGCGCAUCAUGCGCGCUCUUUUCACAUGACUUGAUCGUGUCGCAUCAGAGUACGCACGGCUGUUCUGUCCCUCAUUUGUCUGGCAAUGACUGUGCACACAUAUCACUGCGGGAGAUAUUCGCAAAAUGGCUUGCAAUGCGGACUUCUCAGACAGGACGAGAUAAGACAGCAGGGGUUCAAUACACAAGCGUCGAUUGUCGCAUUCUAGCGCACGAUUCUUUGAUCCAUCACUAGCUGCUCAUUGCUCGCUGAGUUUCGCUAUGGGAAAAGACGCGUGUAGGCAACGGCAUUCCAAUGUCCAGAGCCUGUCCUGGUCUACUUUUUUUUUUUGGCGAAAACACUGGUUAAGCCAGCGUAGUCAACGCUUGCAUUCUUGCAGGAGUGCCCGCCCCACGGUUAAGUGGUACCCGAGUUUCCACCCUUCGCUUGACACUCAAUGCAGUGAGUUAGUUUAGCGAAUUCUAGAUGGCAUAAUAUAGCACGUCGAAUCUUUGCGCUUCCAAUCUCCACGGCGGCCACCUAUCCUAGUAACCAGCACAUCUAUCGACAUGCGUCUGCUUCGAUGAUUCCAAUUAGCACAAGACGCCUGCCUAAACUCUUUCGCGCAUUACAGGUUGAAACAAGGGUUUCCGCACUCUUUUCCAGCGCCGUCUUUUGGUAGUCUACGUACGGCUUUUGCAGGUGUUGCGGUCUUGGGCGGGUUCAAACGAUUGAGCCUCAGGAAUCCUCACGGUUAAUAUUUAGCGCAUUGAUUCGUUUGAAUUUAUAUCUAGCUUCUUGUGUUAUAGCAGUUCGGGCGGGUCUUGGGGUAAGCCUCAAUCGUCAGCCUGUUCGUCAGCCAUUCGCAAUAUGCCCAAGCUGAGAACCGGAUUAUUCAAGCCAAUUUACGAGUUCUUAUUUAUGCGAGUAACGCGGUCCAGACUCGUGGUAAGAUAGAUGGUUUGUGUGCCUUGUGGGUUCGACAUGCGGCUGACUAACUUGUGGGCUAAACAUCACAAAG
Verruconis gallopava is the source of this 2763-nucleotide messenger RNA. RefSeq lists its product as uncharacterized. The record is from RefSeq and is a predicted model, not a curated record. Lineage: Eukaryota; Fungi; Ascomycota; Dothideomycetes; Venturiales; Sympoventuriaceae. The coding region runs from base 1677 to 1997 and encodes 106 amino acids. The transcript has a single exon.